ACCUCCUAACCAGUUCAACAUACUGGUCAGAGAAAGUCACUGAGCAGUCUGUGGUAGAGUAUGAUCACAGAGCACACUGCAACAAUGGUCGACAAGUUUGUGGGAACAUGGAAGAUGAUUUCCAGUGAGAACUUUGAUGACUACAUGAAGGCACUGGGUGUGGGGUUCGCCACCCGACAGGUGGGGAACCGAACCAAACCCAACUUCGUUAUGAGCGUGGACGACCAGGGGGCGAUCUGCAUGAAGUCUCAGAGCGCCUUCAAAACUACCGAGGUCAAGUUCAAGCUUAACGAGCCUUUCGAAGAGACAACUGCUGAUGACCGGAAGACGAGGACUGUGGUAAGUCUGGACAACGACAAACUUAUUCAGAAACAGAGCUGGGAUGGCAAGGAAACUCUUAUUGAGCGGGAGAUCUCUGAUGGAAAACUGGUGGCGAAAUGCAUAAUGGGAGACGUAGUGGCUGUGAGGACGUAUGUGAAGGAGUGAUGUUGCGCCUGGAUGACCAGCUCAGUUCAAUGAGCAUGCUUCCAAACUGAAAAUGGCGUGUUCUGCUCUCUUUACCCUAACUGCUACCAAAGUCUGCUUUUGUACUUUGUUGCCCCAACUGGACAACUUGGGGUUUUGUUUGGAACUCUUGUGGUUUUGUGAAUUAAAACAAAAUUUGAGAUUUUGUCAAA
This is a messenger RNA of Girardinichthys multiradiatus, 677 nucleotides long. RefSeq names its product fatty acid-binding protein, heart-like. The coding region runs from base 61 to 486 and encodes 141 amino acids. The record is from RefSeq and is a predicted model, not a curated record. Lineage: Eukaryota; Metazoa; Chordata; Actinopteri; Cyprinodontiformes; Goodeidae. Gene Ontology annotation, molecular function: fatty acid binding. The transcript has 4 exons. Gene Ontology annotation, biological process: fatty acid transport. Gene Ontology annotation, cellular component: nucleus; cytosol.